This is a messenger RNA of Lytechinus variegatus (green sea urchin), 2313 nucleotides long. Its product is annotated as transcription factor E2F5-like. The record is from RefSeq and is a predicted model, not a curated record. Lineage: Eukaryota; Metazoa; Echinodermata; Echinoidea; Temnopleuroida; Toxopneustidae. Gene Ontology annotation, molecular function: protein dimerization activity; DNA-binding transcription factor activity, RNA polymerase II-specific; RNA polymerase II cis-regulatory region sequence-specific DNA binding. Bases 44 to 1198 code for a protein of 384 amino acids. The transcript is spliced from 9 exons. Gene Ontology annotation, biological process: regulation of transcription by RNA polymerase II. Gene Ontology annotation, cellular component: RNA polymerase II transcription regulator complex.
AGCCACGAUCUUCGAAUAAUAAUAACGGUCCUCGCGAGAAAGCAUGGCUACCCUCGUUGAAACGCCACUAAGUAGACAUGAAAAAAGCCUUGGUUUGCUCACUACGAAAUUCGUUGGCCUACUUCAAGAAGCACCAGAUGGAGUAUUAGAUCUUAAACAAGCGGCUGACACAUUAGCAGUUCGACAGAAGAGGAGAAUAUAUGACAUCACAAAUGUCCUUGAAGGAAUUGGAUUAAUAGAGAAGAAAUCAAAGAACAGUAUUCAAUGGAAGGGAGGUGGACCAGGUAGCAAUACAAAGGAAGCCACAGAAAGGGUAGAAGAAUUGAAAUCAGAACUUGUUCAGUUAGACCAAAUUGAGCAGGAGCUGGACCAGCAGAGGUCGAGGGUCCAACAGAGUAUCAGGAAUGUGACGGAUGAUGUAGAAAAUAGCAGAUUAGCGUAUGUAACACAUGAAGAUUUAUGCAGAUGUUUCAAAGGCGACACAUUACUAGCAGUACAAGCCCCUUCAGGAACACAGCUGGAAGUACCUGUACCAGAAAGGGGUCCAGACAAUCAGAAGAGAUACAUGGUUCAUCUGAAGAGUUUUAAUGGUCCUAUAUAUGUUCUUCUAGUCAAUAAGGACGAGACCAGCAAUAGUCCCGUGGUGGUUCCAGUACCACCCCAUAACCUUCAGCCACCCUUACCUGCCCAAAGAACCACUAGAGCAAGUCGCCUUGUACCUGCUGAAACAAUAGAACAACCAAUUGCCGCUCCAGCGGUAGUAGUUCAGCAGCAGCAGCAACCCAAACCACCCAAAGUAGUGGCUGCUGCACCUACCCCAGUCUCUAUCAUUCCUGUUCCUGCAGAACCUAUGCUAACUGAUACCAAGGUGAAGGAAGAGGUGGCAGAAGAGAGCUUAAAUGGUGCUAGCCCAGUAGUUGCCAUGCCGACCCCAGUUUCUAUAGUUCCUAUAGUAGAAUCUAUACUCCCUGAAACAAAUGUCGUCAACAAUGGUAUUAGUUCAGAGAGUCUGAAAGAUCUACAAACAGAAAUGCUAUUUGAUCCGUAUAAGGAUUCACCAUAUAUGGAUGACUUUGCAGAUCCUGAAACAUACCCAUUAUUGCGAUUAUCACCUGCACCUAACGAUCAAGACUAUUACUUCAAUCUCGAUGACAGUGAAGGAGCAGCGGACCUCUUUGAUCUAUUUUCCCAAUUAUAGGGAAAACUCCAGCAAAGAAUUCAUUCCUUGUAAAUUUAUUUCAAUACCUUUUUACAUACUAGUAGUGGCCUUGUUGAAUUAUGAAUUAAAUGAAAUGAAUGAAUUUGAAAUUUGAUUUAUGCAUUUUUUUAUGUUUUCCCUUUUUAUAUGUUUUAUUAAUAAUGUGUCAUAAUUAUUUUGGGUUCUGUUAUCACAGGCAACAUACUGUACUGCAAAUCUUUGUUCUGAAAUUUUUUGAAGUAGAUUUAUUUUAUCCCUAAUUAUCAGUCAAUGGAUAAUAGAGCUCCAGACAAUAUUUAUGUUUACAUUGUAUUACUAGAAUUUGCCACCUGUUUUCAUUUUAUAUUUGUCUUAUUGCUCUGUUUAGUUCAACAAAGAGCUGUAUGACAUUCUUUUUAAAAUAUAUUUUUAUUUUCAUUAUAUGAAAAAUCAUUGCCAUAAUAUAUUUUAUUUCUUCAGAAUAUUGCAAAUCAAUGAUUUUGCAUACAUCCUUUAUGUUUAUGUGAUAUAAAUAUGUUCACAUAUGUUGUAUGAAUUAAUGAAGUCCAUCAUUUAAGAAUUAUCAUGACCCUGAACAAUUCAGUCUUUGCAUGCUAUGGCAUUUCUGCAUAAAGCUAUACCUCGGAAUUCCAGUACUCCCUCUAAAGUUAUACCCUUAAAUUAGGUUGGAUUGUAACUACUGCAUUUCAGUAAUUUUAUAUGUUAUAAGCAAAUAAGUGAAUUUAUUCCUUAUGCAGUAUUCUCAUUUGUUUAUGCUUGUUUCUGUAAUCCCAAAUUGAUGAAAAACAUCUUGUUAGGUUUUUGUCAUCACUAAUGGAAAAUAUUCAACCAAGACUCUCUUGUCUUUCUGAUUGUUAGCUCUUAUACAGUGAUCAGAGAUACCAGUAAAGCUCAAAUACAAAACAUUCUCAAAAUUUGCGUUAUAUCUGCACGUUACUUCUAAGCUAUGCAAGAAUAUGUAUACAGGUGCAGGAAACCAAAGCAGUAAAUUUCUUUGAAUUAAUCUUCAAAGCUCUUGAUGACAUGUAUCACUAUCAGCUCGUGUAUUUAUGAUGUACUUGUAACGGAUCCAUAACAUUUCCUCCGGCGACAAUUGCUCUACUCUAAAUUCCACA